UAUAAAAGCGACUGGAGUCGACGGUUAUUCAGUAUAUUCGAAUAAAGCGAAAAGUAAAAAUAAAAGUUACAGUGAAUCAAGUACAUUAUUAUCACAAAGUUUGAAAGUAUAAAUAAAUUCAGUGAAGUAAAAGUAUUUGGAAGUGAAUUAAAAUAAAAAAAAAAUGGUUAAAGCUCCAGCAAUUGGUAUUGAUUUGGGUACCACUUACUCAUGUGUUGGUGUGUGGCAACACGGAAAAGUUGAAAUAAUUGCUAACGACCAAGGAAAUCGAACAACCCCAAGUUAUGUGGCUUUCACAGAUACAGAACGUCUCUUGGGGGAUGCGGCGAAAAAUCAAGUCGCAAUGAAUCCCAGUAAUACCGUCUUUGAUGCAAAACGUCUUAUCGGAAGAAAAUACGAUGAUCCGAAAAUUAAACAAGACAUUCAACACUGGCCAUUCAAAGUUGUUAACGAUUGUGGUAAGCCUAAAAUUCAAGUAGAGUACAAGGGAGAGCGAAAAACUUUUGCUCCCGAAGAAAUUAGUUCGAUGGUGCUUACAAAAAUGAAAGAAACUGCAGAAGCUUAUUUGGGAACUUCAGUCAGAGAUGCUGUUAUCACCGUACCAGCUUAUUUCAACGAUUCUCAAAGACAGGCAACAAAAGAUGCAGGUGCUAUAGCCGGAUUAAACGUUUUACGAAUUAUAAAUGAACCCACAGCAGCAGCAUUAGCAUAUGGACUAGACAAAAAUUUGAAAGGUGAGAGGAAUGUCCUUAUAUUCGAUUUGGGUGGAGGCACUUUUGAUGUAUCCAUCCUAACAAUAGAUGAAGGUUCCUUAUUUGAAGUAAGAGCAACAGCAGGUGAUACCCAUCUAGGAGGAGAAGAUUUUGAUAACAGAUUAGUGAAUCACUUUGCUGAAGAAUUUAAAAGGAAAUUUAGAAAAGAUCUAAAAAGUAAUCCAAGAGCACUUCGAAGACUAAGAACUGCCGCAGAAAGAGCUAAACGUACCUUAUCAUCUAGUUCUGAAGCAACUAUUGAAAUUGAUGCACUUUUCGAAGGUAUUGAUUUCUAUACAAAAAUAAGCCGGGCAAGAUUUGAAGAAUUGUGCUCUGAUUUAUUCAGAGGAACGCUUCAACCAGUUGAGAAGGCUUUAAACGAUGCUAAAAUGGAUAAAGGACAAAUCCAUGAUAUAGUAUUGGUUGGAGGCUCUACAAGAAUUCCAAAAAUUCAACAACUGCUUCAAAACUAUUUCAACGGAAAAUCUUUGAAUUUAUCCAUCAAUCCAGAUGAAGCUGUAGCAUAUGGAGCAGCUGUCCAAGCAGCAGUUUUGAGUGGUGAAUCUGAUUCCAAAAUUCAAGAUGUCUUAUUGGUUGAUGUAACUCCACUAUCUCUUGGUAUAGAAACAGCAGGGGGAGUUAUGACGAAGAUCAUCGAAAGAAAUGCAAGAAUUCCAUGCAAACAAACACAGACAUUUACUACCUACGCAGAUAACCAACCAGCAGUCACAAUUCAAGUAUUUGAAGGUGAAAGGGUCAUGACGAAAGACAAUAACAUGUUAGGAACGUUUGAUUUGACUGGCAUUCCUCCUGCGCCACGUGGAGUUCCAAAAAUUGAAGUCACUUUCGAUUUAGAUGCAAACGGUAUAUUAAAUGUUUCCGCAAAAGAUACAAGCUCUGGAAACUCCCGCAAUAUUACCAUCAAGAAUGAUAAAGGACGUCUCUCGCAAAAAGAUAUUGACAGAAUGGUUUCGGAGGCUGAAAAAUACAAGGAAGAAGAUGAACGCCAAAGACAGAAAAUCGCUGCUAGGAAUCAAUUAGAAGGUUAUAUUUUCCAAUUGAAACAAGCUAUCCAAGAUUGUGGAGAUAAACUAUCAUCUGAAGAUAAAUCAGUUAUUGAAAAUGAAUGUGACAGCUGCUUGAAAUGGUUAGACAGCAACACUUUGGCUGAUAAGGAAGAGUAUGAAGAGAAACAAAAAGAAUUAACCAAAGUAUGUAGUCCUAUAAUGGCCAAAUUAUACCAAGGAAAUCAAAAUAAUAACCAAUUUUCAAGUGGAAUGUCCGGUAGCUGUGGUCAACAAGCUGGUGGAUUUGGAGGAAGACAGGGUGGUCCGACCAUUGAAGAAGUUGAUUAGAGCUAUUAAAUUGUAUUUAUUAUGUUUUCGAUAAAGACUGAUUUUUGUAAAUAUUAUUUUGUUGUAUCUGUUUUUUGUUAAGACUGAUUUUUGUAUAUAUUAUUUUGUUGUAUAUAUUAAACAAUAAAUUAGUUUUUAAA
Messenger RNA from Diorhabda sublineata, 2247 nucleotides. Its product is annotated as heat shock protein 70 A1-like. The transcript has a single exon. Gene Ontology annotation, molecular function: misfolded protein binding; ATP hydrolysis activity; ATP-dependent protein folding chaperone. The coding region runs from base 164 to 2107 and encodes 647 amino acids. Lineage: Eukaryota; Metazoa; Arthropoda; Insecta; Coleoptera; Chrysomelidae. The record is from RefSeq and is a predicted model, not a curated record. Gene Ontology annotation, biological process: cellular response to unfolded protein; protein refolding. Gene Ontology annotation, cellular component: cytoplasm.